GGAGUCUUAUCUCGGUCGGUGGAUUUAGUUUCAUUUUUACGCUCCCCGGAAGAUCUCAGUUCAUCUUCUACGCACCCUCCGCUGAGAAGUGAAUAAUGAAUCGCCAACACGAUCCCAAUCCCUUCGACGAAGAAGAAGAAGAAAUCGUCAAUCCGUUCUCAAAAGGAGCUGGUGGCGCUGGAAGGGUUCCUGUGGCAUCUAGGCCAGUUGGGUUUGGCAAUAACCUUGAUGCUACGGUCGAUAUUCCGUUGGAUACGGUGAAUGAAUCUUCAAAGAAACAGAGAGAGCUUUCUGAUUGGGAAGCAGAACUUAGGAAUAGAGAAAGGGAUAUUAAACGAAGAGAAGACGCUAUUGCUAAAUCUGGUGUGCAGAUAAACAAUAAAAACUGGCCACCCUUUUUCCCAAUUAUACACCACGACAUUGCUAACGAGAUACCAGUUCAUGCACAAAAACUGCAAUAUCUGGCAUUUGCUAGUUGGUUGGGUAUAGUUCUGUGUCUCGUAUUCAAUGUCAUUGCAGUGAUAGUCUGCUGGAUUAAAGGCGGAGGAGUCAAAAUCUUUUUUCUAGCCACAAUCUAUGCACUGCUUGGAUGUCCAAUUUCAUAUGUAUUAUGGUACAGGCCUCUCUACCGAGCAAUGAGGACUGACAGCGCUUUCAAGUUCGGUUGGUUUUUCUUCUUCUACCUGAUUCACAUUGGCUUUUGCAUAUUUGCUGCCAUUGCUCCUCCGAUCAUUUUCCGUGGACAAUCAUUAACGGGUGUGCUGGCAGCAAUUGAUGUUAUCUCAGCCAGUUUAUUAGCCGGGAUCUUCUACUUUGUCGGCUUCGGUCUCUUCUGCUUGGAGUCGCUUCUGAGUCUUUGGGUUCUCCAGAAAAUAUACCUCUACUUCAGGGGAAACAAGUAAGAGGAUACAAUACAUAUACUAGAGCAAAUACCUUCCACGAUACCGCGCUCUUAGAAGGUUUGAUUAUAGUAUUAGACUAUCUUACUAGUUACUACUAGUGUAAGUACCAUUGUGCCAUUGUCUGCGAUAAUGCUAUGUUGUGUUUUUUUUGUGUUGUGUUUUGUUGUAUGCCUUCAACAUUUUUAAUAAGAUGAUCGAAAUUCUAACAAGGCUUCAUAUAGCAA
Messenger RNA from Eutrema salsugineum, 1126 nucleotides. Its product is annotated as secretory carrier-associated membrane protein 4. Gene Ontology annotation, cellular component: recycling endosome membrane; trans-Golgi network membrane. The record is from RefSeq and is a predicted model, not a curated record. Gene Ontology annotation, biological process: protein transport. Bases 96 to 902 code for a protein of 268 amino acids. Lineage: Eukaryota; Viridiplantae; Streptophyta; Magnoliopsida; Brassicales; Brassicaceae. The transcript has 12 exons.